AUGGCGGGGAACCGGGACGGCAACGGCACCCAGCCCAGCCCAGCCCAGCCCAGCCCCUGCCCGCCCCUCAAACCUGCUAAACAGGCAGCGGGGCGCGGCUCUGCGGGAAGCUGGGUUCUCUCCACGUCGCGGCUGGGCGCGGGAAAGGCAGAACAAAACCAGGGAGGUCACACUAAGCUCACAUUUCCUGCCCAUGCUGUUACACAAGUAAAAGAGGUUCCUAAAAGCCCAAUUCAAGUGUCUGGCAGGACGGGAACAGGAGAAGCAGCUCCUCUGCCUGGAACUGCCUGGAAUGGGUAUUUGAACAAUUUUAGACAUGGGACCACAGCAGGCAGCCAUUUGUCAAAUGCAACAACAACCACUGCUGCCUUGCUGGAUGCUGCCAAUUCGAGUGACUAUCUGUAUGAGUACUUGGACGAGGAGGAUUACAAGCAGUAUGGCCUCUGCAAAAAAGAAGAGGUACUCUCCUUCAGCAGAGUAUUUUUGCCAUCUUUUUAUACUGUGGUCUUCCUGGUCGGGUUAGCCAGGAGUGCCCUCCUCUUUAUUGUUCUCAUUAUAUGUCUCAUUAUCAAGAAGAAAAAGAUGAUGACCGAGGUGAUCUAUCUGCUGAACUUGGUGGUUUCAGACUUCUUCUUGCUACUAACCCUUCCUUUCUGGGCUCUGUACAUUUCUCAAUGGGUGACCUGGGACGUAUUGUGCCCGGUUUUAAAUGCCAUGUACACUGUGAAUUUCUACAGUGGUAUCUUUUUUGUGAGCUGCAUGAGUCUAGACAUGUAUCUGCAGAUAGUUCAUGCUUGCUCUCCUCAUAGCUCCAUGACAUGGAGGAAGUCCAUCCUCAUCUUGUUGGUGGGAUGGGUCCUUUCCAUACUUCUCUCCAUUCCUGAUGGUCUCUUCACCAGCACAACGUGAAUCCACGACAAAACCAUCAUGUGUGCCCAUGAUUAUGGCCAGAAUCACUUAUUUUGGAAAGUUGUCUUUCGGGUCGUGCAAAACACCCUGGGUUUCCUUUUUCCCUUCCUCUGCAUGAUGUUCUGCUAUUCCCGCAUAGCCUGUGUCCUCACUAUGUCUCAGAUGCCUGGCUCAAAGGGAGCACUCUGCUUAGUCCUUACUCUGGUGGGUGUCUUCUUUGUCCUGUGGUCCCCUUACAACAUUGUCCUCAUCCUUCACUCCCUACAAGAUGUUGGCGUGAUCAGGAGCUGUGAAAGCAGUAGGCAACUAGACUAUGCCAUGCAAAUCACAGAGAGUUUGUCCUUUGUGCACUGCUAUCUUAACCCCUUUCUAUAUGCCUUUGUGAAAAAAUGGUUCAGGUUAUAUUUAUGGAAGAUCCCCCAAGCCAUUUUCAGGAGAAGAGCUUUCUUUGACAUCCACCCUUCAGAGACAAGCCAGUCUUGCAGCAGAUACGCAUCUGAGAUAGAAAUGUUGAAUAUCACAAAUGCAUGAUAUUUACAUUAUUUACAUUUUGUGUAUGCCCUCUCUACUGUAUUUUACUGGUUGUGGCCAUGCGAUGGAGUUGGUGCGCAACCAGGUAUUUCAUCCUAGCACCAGCAUCAAGUUGAGGAUUUUCCACGUUGGGAUUGGAAAAGUACGUGGGAGAUUUGUUUCUGUUGUAACUGGUAUUAUUAUAAAAGGAUUGACCAGGGUUUAUGUUUGUGGAAGCCCAUCUCCUGUCUGGAGUAUGUGAGGCAUUAGUGAAUGAAGGAGCAGCCUGUCUAGAUGUUGUGCCAUUAAAAUGCAAACUGAAACGUGUGCAGAACUUCUCCCCUCUUAGAUCCCAAAGGGUCUGAAGGUUCUGGUGGUGGAGAGCCAUCCUGUCAUCCUCCAGGUCAUGCUGUGGGCUGGGGAAUGGAUUUGCCACACUCAUCCAUCAGGCCAGACACAGGUGGCCUGAAGCCCAGCCUGGGGGGUGGCUUUACUUCUCCUGGCUUUCACUAUCUGCCAGGUAGAUGUGUUCAACCGGGCUCUUCCCUUUGUCUACCAGGAGAGGCAACGUGAGGAAUUAGGCACCUUUAAAUGGAGCUGUCUGACCAGUGAUGGCUUUCUCUGUUGUGAAGAGCUGUAUCAUGCUCAGGUCUCCUGGGCAGGAAACUGUGUCAUUCCAAGGGACAGAUCCUUGAUUAGAGAUCAGUUUGAUCAGCAACAAAGUGCAAACCAGUAACAAGCAGUGAGAAAGAGAAAAAAAACCAAUUAUGCAUAGCAGAACAGUGGUGGAAAUAUUUGCCUUCUCAAAGAUCUGUUUUGACAAGAUAGAAAGAUCCAUGGAUACCAUCUUUAAUAUAAAUAUUGCUUUGCAACACCCCAGAGUGAGAGCAUGGCCUUGAACAUAAAAGCACAUAUAGCUGUUAGCCAAUCCUUAUUAGCCAAUAUAGCCUUAAAGUUCAAAGUUAUUAGUUUGCUGACCUUUACUUAAAGGUACUAUUCACCCCAAAUACUCUUAAACCUUAAAUGGACCCUUUCCAGUCUGGAGAGCUAUUAAACUUGGGAAUUACCUAGAAUUGUAAAAAUAAAAUCAAUAAUUUGAAAGAAAACACUCAUCACCUUAAUUUCAUUGCUAGACAAGAUGACUGGACCAAAAAGGGCUUUGAGUUGAUCAAGAAAGGUGGAUUGUUUUCACUGCUGUUGUUUUUCUUGCCAACUGUUUCCAAAAUGGUAGGGCUGGGAACUUUCAAAAAAACAAACAAACAAAAAACUCAACAAAAACAACAAACCCAAAGUAAAUAUUUAGCUGAUGCUGUGAUGUGUCCUUCACUGCAGGGGUCAGCUCACUGGGAGAGAAUGUGGAAGGAGAGAGCAGCUGGGAAAUGAAAAUAAAAAGGAAGAUUGUGAUCCCGUACAGAGUAGGGCUCGUGGGAUUGUGCAAACCUUAUGAUGGGAUGCUCAGGGGAAGGGCAAAGGUGGGGGAAAUGGCGGGGGGAGAAGUAUAAAAGGGGCUGGUUGUGUGUAAGCAGCAUUCCCCAUGGAUGCUCACAGCAGUUUGUCCUAUCGCCUUAUUAAAUACUUUUUCUUUCACUACAUCUUUUCACAUAGAGAGUGACAAUCUCACUCUCUGUCCUGCAUGAGGGUGCUGUGAGGUCCAAGUGCCAGUGGCUGGGGCCAAGGCUGUGUAGAUCAGGGUGGCAGCACCUUGCUCGAUGGGGCAUGGGGUCCCUGGCAUCGUCC
Messenger RNA from Strigops habroptila (Kakapo), 3156 nucleotides. It is a transcript of the gene ACKR2, whose product is annotated as atypical chemokine receptor 2. The record is from RefSeq and is a predicted model, not a curated record. Gene Ontology annotation, cellular component: membrane. Lineage: Eukaryota; Metazoa; Chordata; Aves; Psittaciformes; Psittacidae. Gene Ontology annotation, molecular function: chemokine receptor activity. Gene Ontology annotation, biological process: immune response; G protein-coupled receptor signaling pathway; chemotaxis.